Molecule: messenger RNA, 1528 nt
Organism: Physella acuta
Lineage: Eukaryota; Metazoa; Mollusca; Gastropoda; Physidae
Product: small ribosomal subunit protein mS35
Biological process (GO): mitochondrial translation
Cellular component (GO): mitochondrial small ribosomal subunit
Molecular function (GO): structural constituent of ribosome
Source: RefSeq, a predicted model, not a curated record
AAAUUAUUUGAAAGCUUAGUAUAUAUUUGUAUGUCGAAUAAGUAAUACAAUAGCUGUAUUUAAGAUGAACAUAUCCAAAUGAACUAGUGAUAGGUUUUACUGAAAAUAUUGAUCUAUUUAGAACUAUACACAAUAAAAAAGCGAAAAUUCGAAAAACAUUCUAUUAAUAACCAUUUGAACGGAAGUUAUUAUUUACAAAUAUGGCAGCGCUUAGAAAAACAUCUGACAUUCAACGUUUUCUGGUUAUUUCAUGGGCAAAUAUUCCAAAUCGGAAAAUCAGUACGACAUUACGCUGUAAUCAAGAUGAAGCGAAACAAGAAACAAGUGUUAAUGCACCUGAAGAAAAUUUUAGAGUAUAUGAGAUAGAAGGUCUUCACAAAAAAGUGGUAGAGAGACGUUUCAAAAGAACACCAAAAACAACUUACCCACCAAGAUUUCGCAGCAUGCCUGUGGACCAAGACUGGACUAAUAUUUGGCCAGCACCUGCUACCUUUAAAUGGGGUACUGUACCAUUUCCUGUGAGGCAAGGCUUUAUAAAGUCUUCUUCAGAAAAUGAUGGUGUUGUACCUUCCAAAUAUGGCAACUUAGAGUUAAUGAAAAUCCCUAACUUCCUCCACUUGACCCCUGCACAUAUCAAGAAGCAAUGUGCGGCCUUAAAAAAAUUUUGUACACCUUGGCCGAAAGGUCUGGAAACUGACGGGAAAUGUCGCUAUCAUUUUCCGCUGGAAACUGUUACAUGUGAUUAUGUAUUCUCUGCUCCAUCGGUGAAGGAUGACAGAGCCAGACAUGUCAUACUGAAGUUUUAUUUGUCAGAUUUAAAACUAGAUGAGCAUGCAAGAGACAAAUUUAUUAGAUUAGUUGGUCACAGGUAUAACCGUGAAACAGAUGAAGUUGUAUUCCAGACUAAUAGGUGUCCACUGAAAUCCCAAAACUUGGAAUUUUUAAAGUAUGUUUUCACGGCUGUGUAUUUUGAAUCAUGGAAAUAUGAGAGCUGGGAAAAGUUAAAAACUUUGGAAGACAUGGAGAAAUAUUUCUGGGACAUCUACCCUUCUAGGAAGAAUUGUUACGCUCUUUUACAAGCAAUCAAAACUGCUGAUGAUUCCUCUGAGACUAAGGAUGGUGCAUUGAGUUACCUCCCCUCGGACAUGAAAGAUGAGGAAGCUGUAUGCAGCUUGCCACAAGUUCAACAAUUAAAAUCUGCCACGGAAAGUUUAUUGAACGAAGGAGAAAAUAUCGACUCAUUAAAUAGUUACAAAGAAGCUGUAAAGAAUUUAUUAAAUAUUAAAUGCAGUUUUCCUGUAUAGUUUAAAAGAACCCAAAUUUGCUUGUAAUGAACUUUGUAAGCUGCAUUAUUAAUUGAAACAAACUGUAUGGAAUACUUCUGUCCUGCAGCUUAAGGUCAAGUGUGUAUCAGGUGAUGAUGUUUAAUGGAAUUGUAUUCUUGUACAGGUUUUGAAUGUGCACAAGUGUGAUGCCAAAUUUUUGUAUGAAAAUAUUUUAUUUAAAAGAACAACAUAGAUCAAACAAU